This is a messenger RNA of Cylicocyclus nassatus, 1221 nucleotides long. NCBI's taxonomy places the organism in Eukaryota, Metazoa, Nematoda, Chromadorea, Rhabditida, Strongylidae. The record is from the annotation of a GenBank genome assembly.
AUGAAAUCGAGGUGGCAAUCCAUUCUUCUUUAUUUCGUGAAACCAGCCAGCCAGUCUACAUGCAAUUUCUUUCUUGUCAAUAAAUGCUUCUUGCAGAGGGAAAUGAACUCGCUGUUGAUGUCAGCUCCUCUUCAAAUUUGCACUGCGUUCUUAUGUUCCACAUUAUAUAUACUACUCAUACUUGAGUUGAACGUACGGAAGACUAUCUUUGAUAAAGAUAAAGCUGUAUCCUCAGAACGCUUGGCAUUUUCUUCGGAAGCACUAAGUUUCAGAUAUGUGAUCCUCCCCAACAUCACCAAAUGCAGAAGCUCGGCAGUCAAGGCCGUAGUGGUUGUAUUAUCUCGAGCAGGAAACGGCAAAAUUAGGAGUGCCAUAAGAGAGAGCUGGGCAUCAGAAAGAAAUUCUCAAGUUAUACAGGGAAGGUGUGAGCUAUGCUACUACUCUACAGCUCAUCCUUUCUUCGCUGUUGUUCCAUCAGAUUUUAUCGAUGUAGAGUUGCUUCUUGCUAUAGGACAGAACGGUACAACCAUCGUAUAUUUCAUAGUUUCCUCUCCAAAAUAUAAUUUUGAGCUGGAUAGCCUGGCUGCAGAGAAGAGAUUAUACAACGAUAUCAUUGCACUAGAUAUUACUGAAUCCUAUGGAAAUUUGAUACUCAAGGUCUACGCGACGCUCAUGUUCUACAGGCAACAUUGCGAGCAAGUCGCGCAUCUGAUAAAAGUGGACGAUGACGUUGUUCUUCUUCUGGACAAAAUACUCAGCAUAAGAAAGAAUGUAGACGAAAACGUUAUUUACUGCCAACUAUGGAAUAACCACGCACCAAGCCGUAAUCCUAUAAGCAAAUGGUAUGUCCCAAGAAGCUCGUGGCCGCAGGAUGUGUAUCCUGACUACUGCGAUGGUCCGGCGUACAUAAUAGGAAGAAAAGCAGCAAAAAAGCUUCUUGAUGCAACUCCUAAACUUCGCCGAUUUUACUUCGAGGAUGUGUUCUUUACUGGUAUUGCUGCUGACUUUGCCGGAGUAGCGAGACGAAAUUGGUCCGACGUGAUGAUAUUCACUGAUCGGUAUUACUGGCGGGCUCGUGAUGAAUGCAGCAUUGCAAAUACAUCUGAAGUCGUUGCCGUGCAUUCGCUACCUUCUCCGGAGUCACUGAAGUCAGGGUUCAAGAAAGCUCUCAGGUUCAAAUGUGAAAACAUAAAGCGAUACGUUAUGCAUUACUGGAAUUGA